Molecule: messenger RNA, 998 nt
Organism: Colias croceus (clouded yellow)
Lineage: Eukaryota; Metazoa; Arthropoda; Insecta; Lepidoptera; Pieridae
Product: transmembrane protease serine 9
Exons: 6
Coding region: 114-998 (294 amino acids)
Biological process (GO): proteolysis
Molecular function (GO): serine-type endopeptidase activity
Source: RefSeq, a predicted model, not a curated record
UAUGUGACUCGAAGUGUGCAGUACUACCUCAGCUGCAUCCUAGACCUGGUUAGGGAAAUAUAAGUACUCUCUGAGGAUCUGUGCGAGUCAGGCUUAAGGAAACACCAGUGAAAAUGGGUCGUGUUUUUGUGUUGUGCUUUUUGUGUGUUCUCGAUUUUGGAUUGUGCUACGUGAACCUGGCGGACACAGAAUGCGGUGCCCAAACAUUCCGUAGCGCUCGGAUAGUGGGUGGUACUAACAGUCUUCCCGCGGAGUUCCCCUGGGCGGCCAGUAUUUGGAGACAGGGGACACACCAGUGUGGAGCCACUGUCAUCAGUGAUAGGUGGCUGUUGACAGCUGGACAUUGUGUAUGCAGUGUGUUCGAUGAAUUCUACAAGGCGAAACAACUGUCUGCUGUCGUGGGCUACACUGAUAUAUCCACGUCAGAACGAAACGAAGCUUUGUCAAAAAUUAUUCCACACCCUGAAUACAGAUGUAAGAAAAAGACCAACGACGUUGCUCUACUAAAAACCAUUCGUCAACUGGUCUGGAGUAAUCUGCUUCGACCGGCAUGCCUGCCUCAGCCAUUGGCUCCAGAUUUUAGUGGAAAGUUAGCUACAGUUGCUGGAUGGGGAUUUACUAAUGAAGAUAGAGGGAUCGGUGAAAGACCCAACAUCCUCCAAAAGACUGACGUGAUUGUUGUUGACAACGACGACUGCAACAGUUGGUACAAGUCCCAAGGCAGUAAGGUCACUAUCAUCGGUACACAAAUGUGCGCAGGUCAUGAGCAAGGUGGAAGGGACUCUUGUUGGGCUGACAGCGGUGGUCCCCUCAUGAUGAAGAGCGACAGCGGCAGGACCAUGGUUAUUGGAGUAGUCUCGACUGGUAGUGGCUGUGCUAGAGUCAGAAUGCCUGGUAUCUACACAAGGAUAUCUAGAUACACAGCGUGGAUCCAAGAAAGCGUAGCUGAUGAUUCUACUAGGUCUUUAAAAUCUUUCUUUAAGUUCUCUAGGAGUUAG